AUUCAUAAUCUUUGGUAACUCAGGAAGUGUAGCGGAAGUGUAGUUUCGUCGGAUGGAGGCACCCGUAGCUGUAUGGAUCUGUGCAAAACUGCUACAUGACAGGUUCUAGAAUUCAGUGACGGUGUUUUGGGCGGCUCGAGGAGGAGCAGCAGCAGCGAUGGAGGGGUUCGGGACUAUAAACUUCCCCAUGUUAGCAGACGAAGAAGAAAGCUGCAGUGCCUCUGCUGUACCAAGUAACGGUAGAUGUUACAGCACUUCACUGCAGGGUGUUUUCGUUGAAGAGUGCAUGGCGUCUGCAUCAGAAGACAGCAUGGCGUCCCUGUGCCAGAGCCAGCAGCAGUGUGUGAAGGCCUCCAUCGUGUCCAGCUGGCAGCUGGUGGAGGCUCAGGACCAGCUGUGUGGGCUGGAGCUGCACGGCUCCGAGAGUGUUGAGCAGGAGCAUGCCCGCGCCAUUGCCAGCCAAUCAGAGCUCUCUCAGACGGAACAAGAGUGGCGCCGGAAGGAGAACAUGCUGGGAGGCAGCAGAAGCCCUGUGCUCAGUGCUGACAGCAGCCAGGAUGUGUUUGACAAGAGUAUUAUUAAUUCAAGAAGUAAAAACGUUGAAUUGGAGGAUCAUGACCAGAGCAAAACCUUUGUUCAGAAGUAUGAACAAGAAUUUAGACAUUUCGGCAUGUUGCGGAGGUGGGAUGACAGCCAGCGGUUCCUGUCUGACCUGCCUCACCUCGUCUGUGAGGAGACUGCCAACUACCUGAUCCUCUGGUGCUUCAGACUACAGGCUGAAGAGAAAGAGGCGUUGAUGGAGCAGGUAGCUCACCAGGCUGUUGCUAUGCAGUUUAUCCUGGAGAUGGCCAGCACCUCCCAGCAGGACCCCAGAGGCUGCUUCCGUCAGUUCUUCCACAAAGCCAAAGCAGGACAAGAGGGGUACUUGGACGUAUUCCAUACUGAGCUAGAGGCCUUUAAGCAGAGAGUAAAAGAGCACACUGUCAAGUGCAAAGGAGAGACACUCCCUAACUUUACAGAGCACCAGAGCAGCACAGCACGCUGUCGUCCGGACCCCAAGGAAGUUCUAGAAUCUUUACCCCCUGAACUGAAGUCCGGCUUCCAGCUGCAAGACAUGCAGAUUCUCCAGAAUGUUCUCAGCACCAUGAAUCCACAGGUGGCAGAGUACCAUGUGAAGCGCUGCCUGGAGGCUGGUUUGUGGACCAACAGAGAAGGGAGAUGGUCCAAGGAGGACGCUACUUUAGAAACAGACGACCUGCGCAUGAUGGAGACAUAGCGAAUGUGGCGCAAGCGCCCUCCUUCUCCCCAUCAGUUCAUGACACUCAAUAGAAAUAUUACAAAAUGGAGGGAAAAAGGACUGAGCUCCCACAGACUUAUUUUUGUAUGCCGCAGAAUCAGCGCUGGAAUGUGUCCUGCACUUUAUAUUUGUUCAAAACAAAGAAAGUAUUUAAGGGAAGACGAUUGGUAGGUAUUUUGAAGUGCUUACUGUACCUUUGCUUAUAUCGCUAAAGUAUCUCUUAUGUCAUAUCUUGAAGGGAGUUUGAAACAGUUUAUCUACAGUAGGUUUGGCUGGACCCGGCACAGUCCUUCCCUAGCAGGAGGGGGGGAAACCUGAGCAUUAGAAUAAAACACGCUCUUGCUGUAAAUAAAAGUACAUAUUGUUUUUAUAAUUGAAGAAACAAAAGGCCCGUUCCUGGACUCAUGGUUCUGCAGUGGACAUCUCCGACGUGCUGUCUAAAACUGCUAUGCCACUAGCGUUGUGUGGUCAAAACUGUCCGAGAAACUUUCAGAGGAACUGCUCAGUGCUCCUUUUAAACUCCUGCGUGUCCAGUUCGUCGUCGUUAGGCCAAACAUUGACAGUACCACGGCGUUGCCACGACGACGUAACUAUGCAACGUGAUCUGUUGACCGCUGUACCCGAAAUCUUUUGUUUUUGUUACUGCUCGUCACUCCACCUCAACCAACCCUCCAGAAAUGUGUCCGUCACAGAAGAAUGAGCUUCUCAACAUACGUGUGUGGCUGCUAAACCUGCUCACAGACUUGAUUGUGGAAUAGAAACAGAUCGUAAAACUUUCUGGCUGACGUAGCGUGAUUAACAUCCUGUGUCAGGCUCUGCUUCGGUGCUCUGUUUGAAAUAGAACAGCUUUAAAACAACUGUGUUCAGGGGGAAAUGCUUUUCAUAGGCCUACCAGCCAUAUUAGGGACUUAGACUUUUGCAGAGCGUCCAAGGUCGACAUUAAAUGGAAAGCUGUUUGUUGCUUUUCACCAUUUUUAAAAAUGUAUUGUAUUUGUUUAUUUUACAUUUUUAAACAGUUGGCCUGAAUACAGUCUCUUCCAGCAAGUGAGACUUGAUAAUAAAUAAUACACUUGUUAUGAAAUAAAGUUUAAGGUUCAUUAAAGUAUAUUCAUACAUGUAUACACAUUUAAUAAAGUAGUUAUUCCUUUGACUGAUCAAAGUACAGAUAAUGUGCUACAAAAAUAAUGCAUUAUAAUAUGCUGGUCAGACAUUCAGCAUACAUUUUCAGUAUAGAUUAGUCGGAUUACAAAUCUAAACUCCCAAGGCAUGGCCACAGUCAGAGAAAAUAUACAAAUAUCGUAAUUAAAACUAGGCAUCGGCUAAUUACAGCUUUUUUUGAGAAUAUACGUCUCCGUUAUAACUUAUCCAAAUAGAUUUUCUGACGUUUCACUUCGCGGGAGUGCAACGUUCACUCUGGUUUAACCAGGCUAACAACUUCAAAUGACAGCUACUCUAAACUACUGCAUUUCUGGUGACAAAUGUGUCAUUGGCAUUAAGUCUUUUUUUUAUCAUUCAUUAAUUGCAUGGUGAUCCACAUUUUUUUUUAUCAUGUAAAAGCGACACGAUAUAUUGUCAUGUCAACAUCUUGGCCCUAAAGAUGAAUUCAAGACAACUUCAACUAAUAUAAAUGGCACUUUUCCCUUUACCCCAUUAUAGUUGUCCUGUACACAGACAGAUCUGUUUGUGCUGUUCUGCCAACUUCUAUCGUCAUUGUUUGGCAUGACUAUAGAAGUUGGCCAGAGCACAAACAGAUCUGUAUUGUAGCUUGUUGCUAGGUGGUUUUGUAUCCAAUUCAUACCAUUCCUUGGUCAGGCGACAUAUGGAAUGAACAGAGAUGGAAUGUGACAUUUAGUUGAAUGAGUGGUCCUCAUCCACAUAUGUUGUAGUAGUAAAUGAUAUGGUCUUAUAUAGGCACUGAGAUACUUUUACAUUUUGGACCGAAGAGUUGAGUCCCAUUUAAAGUUGUGGUAAACUGAUCCAUUCUUUUCCCGGGAGUGUAUUCUAUGCUUUCCCAACAACCUUUUAAUAUUGUGGGGAGAGUUUUUUGGACAGGAAGGCCUGAAUGUGAGGCCAGGUCUUGUUGGUUUCCGUUCCUGAGAAUGUCUCCAACACCCCUUUACUCCUGUUGUUAGAAACAGACAUUAGUACCUCAUGACAGUCAUGAAAGUUAUCACAAUAAACAUAAGCAGUGAACCAGGUCAUGUUCAGUGGGUAAAAAAAAAAAAACGUUUUGAAAUGGGGAGGUACUACUACCCUUUUCUCCAAUAAGAACAGAUUUCCGCUAAAUGUUUUGCUGCCGUAUGCUCUACUGAACGCAACCCAGUUCUUAACUACAUAAUACUUUCACGGUUGCCAACAUAGAUCAUUCACUGUUUAACAAAGGGAAAGAGAUCACUGCACAGUGUAAUGCAUUCACUGUCUGGUCUCAUUUCUGAAACCUGAAUCCUUUGUUACAGUCCCAAGAUAUUUCAGUUCUCAGACUGGCCUCUGUAGUAGGGUUUAUUCAUCUUUAUCAAUUUACCAGUGAAGAAGAGCUCCAACAUCUAUGUUAUCAAUAACUUGGACGCUAUAACAUCCUAUGUACACAGGGGGCUCUGCCUACUGUUUUCCUUUUUUGCAUUGGCCAGUGAACUGUGUGGAUGUGAUUUGUCAUCUUGACCGUCACACAUGCACUUAGCUAUGCAUCUAAAUUCAAAUUUCUAGCUAAUUGAGAUGAAUGUCCGUUUGUUACGCCACCUUAUGUCGCAGCUUUGAAAGGGCAGAUCUACAGUAAGCCUUGAAGCCUAUGAUGACCCGAAAAGGGCCACUGCAAUGUUAUUAUGCAGUUACAGCUUAUAUAAUUGAAUAACUAAUAUAACGGUGUAUCAAAUGUGUUGUACUAGACUGGUAUGUUUUUGGAGAGAAACAAAUACAAUGUGUAUAUUUACAUACACUUAGGUUGGAGUCAUUAAAACUUGUUUUUUAACCGCUCCACAAAUUUCUUGUUAACAAACUAUAGUUUUGGCAAGUCGGUUAGGACAUCUACUUUGUGCAUGAGACAUGUAAAUUUAACAAUUGUUUACACACAGAUUAUUUCACUUAAUUAUCACAAUUCCAGUGGGUCAGAAGUUUACAUAACCUAAAUUGACCUUGCCUUCAAACAGCAUGGAAAAUAGUGCGCAUGUAGAAACACUAGGGGACCACGUAGCCGUCAUACCGCUCAGGAAGGAGGCGCGUUCUGUCUCCUAGAGAUGAACUUACUUUGGUGCGAAAAGUGCUAAUCAAUCCCAGAACAACAGCAAAGGACCUUGUGAAGAUGCUGGAGGAAACGGGUACAAAAGUAUCUAUAUCCACAGUAAAACGAGUCCUAUAUCGACAUUACCUGAAAGGCCGCUCGGCAAGGAAGAAGCCACUGUUCCAAAACCGCCAUAAAAAAAGCCAGACUAUGGUUUGCAACUGCACAUGGGGACAAAGAUCGUACUUUUUGGAGAAAUGUCCUCUGGUCUGAUGAAACAAAAAUAGAACUGUUUUGCCAUAAUGACCAUCGUUAUGUUUGGAGGAAAAAGGGGGUGGCUUGCAAGCAGAAGAACACCAUCCCAACCAUGAAGCAGGGUGGGGGGGGGCAGCAUCAUGUUGUGGGGGUGUUUUGCUGCAGAAGGGACUGGUGCACCUCACAAAAGAGGACAUCAUGAGAAAGGAAAAUUAUGUGGAUAUAUUGGAGCAACAUCUCAAGACAUCAGUCAGGAAGUUAAAGCUUGGUCGCAAAUGGGUCUUCCAAAUGAACAAUGACCCCAAGCAUACUUCCAAAGUUGUGGCAAAAUGGCUUAAGGACAACAAAGUCAAGGUAUUGGAGUGGCCAUGACAAAGCCCUGACCUCAAUCCUAGAGAAAAUGUGUGAGCAAGGAGGCCUACAAACCUGACUCAGUUACACCAGCUCUGUCAGGAGCAAUGGGCCAAAAUCCACCCAACUUAUUGUGGGAAGCUUGUGGAAGGCUACCCGAAACGUUUGACCCAAGUUAAACAAUUUAAAGGCAAUCCUGCCAAAUACUAAUUGAGUGUAUGUAAACUUCUGACCCACUGGGAAUGUGAUGAAAGAAGUAAAAGCUGAAAUAAAUCUUUCUCUCUACUAUUAUUCUGACAUUUCACAUUCUUAAAAUGAAGUGGUUAUCCUAACUGACCUAAGACAGGGAAUGUUUACUAGGAUUAAAUGUCAGGAAUUGUGAUAAACUGAGUUUAAAUGUA
This is a messenger RNA of Salvelinus fontinalis (brook trout), 5518 nucleotides long. RefSeq names its product cell division cycle 37-like 1 (gene cdc37l1). Gene Ontology annotation, biological process: protein folding; protein stabilization. Gene Ontology annotation, cellular component: cytoplasm. NCBI's taxonomy places the organism in Eukaryota, Metazoa, Chordata, Actinopteri, Salmoniformes, Salmonidae. The transcript has 9 exons. Bases 158 to 1276 code for a protein of 372 amino acids. The record is from RefSeq and is a predicted model, not a curated record. Gene Ontology annotation, molecular function: heat shock protein binding; protein-folding chaperone binding.